Molecule: messenger RNA, 396 nt
Organism: Suillus subalutaceus
Lineage: Eukaryota; Fungi; Basidiomycota; Agaricomycetes; Boletales; Suillaceae
Exons: 3
Coding region: 1-396 (131 amino acids)
Source: RefSeq, a predicted model, not a curated record
AUGUUCAAGCUGGCGUGCAUCCUUUUCGCUGGAACUUUGACUGCAACGCAUUUAAAUUCUGGUAUGUCACAUAUGCCUUCAGUCACGACCUUUUCUCCCAAGCUUAUUUUCAACGCCCGAGGCUUCUCUGAUGAAGAAAACUAUAUCAUUUACCAGCAGUGGAAGAACAUUUAUCCGAUAGAUCAACCAAUCACGCUGAUGAGUCAACUUCAAAUCUUCAAAUUCGUCACUGAGCGCUUCUGCAACCGUAAGAAACCAACGGGAUGGAUGCUUUCGCCCGAAUACUACGGGUGCUGUUACUCCACCGCAUCAGGCCUUCCACGAGGUUUGAAAUCGGGUCCACCACGAUAUGGGCGCUCGCACAGGCACGUUCCUGAUAUGAAUAACUCUGCAUAG